GCUCGGUGUGGUCAUGUCAGUGUGAUGGUUAGCGCUACGGAGUUAUUUAGGCUGGCGCAAAUCUUGCCUCACACGAUAUGUGUUCGACAAAGUGCUUUCGAGACCAUAAUAAACAUGUUCUGUGGAGGAUUGAAAACCAUAUGUAGGUUCUCUCUUGUCAGUGAAUGACAACAUGUUCAACUCAUUCAUAUAAGUUACAAAAAUGAAAAAAUAUAACAUUUUUGGCAACGAUCGAGUUGAACAUCAGAAGCACUCGCCACUGUACGUUUUAUUGGUUCUCAAUGUGCGCUUCACAAGCUUGCUUUACGAACGUUAUCAGAGGCGCUUAAUAAGCGUUAUUAUUAUCGACAGUGAGGCUUAUUUCUGCUUUAUUGGAUCCUCAAAGCGCUCUUAAUCUUCAAAAAUAAAAUACCUGAACUAAUAUAUGCUACGAAAUACACCAGUUGGUUAUUUGUCUCAACCCUCAAUUUGACUUUUAAAAAUGUUUCGAUAGAUUUCAUUAAUAUCAAAUCAGUGGAAUUUUGUUCGAUCGAUUGUAAUUUUGUGACAUAUCGUUCGGCUGAUAGGUAAUAGAAACUUGCUUCCUCUAGGAAGUGAAAACAUUAAUUCAGUAUGGAUUUUCAGCGAAAGUGCUAACAAUGAAUUACUCUAUGAUUCAUUUUGACAUAAGAAGAAAUGCCAGAAUUUAACUUCAGGAUAGGUACUUCUUGACAUAUUAAAAUUUUAAAGAAGGUGUGAAUUUCGCUUUCCAGAUAAAUUGCUAAGUAACAUUUAAGUUUUUCUGCGUUAGCAAAUUAUCAGUUUACAAAAUGAUGAAAAAUUACAGGAAAAAAUCCAUGGACGGCACAAACAACCCUUUUUUGAUUAGAUACCGCACAGGACCGCCUGAUGGACGAAAUGGUCUGAUAAACGAUAGCUACAGAGAGACACUGAACAGUUCAAGUUUUACCGAACGUCUUCCCUAUAAGGAAAAUAUUCCAGAACAAUUUCAAUUGAAACAUAAAAAAGCUAAAUUACAAAAAGCUUCUCCUUUUCAAUACCACCGGCAAGACACCACAAAUCAAGGAUUACACCUGAGGGAUGCUCGGCGAAACAGCGAGUUGCCUCAUAACCGUAAUUUGGAUCAAGAAAACAGACGUCCGGCGCGACGUUGGUCGAAACAUGGGACGAAUUACGAGAAUGUUCAUUGGGAUGGCUCAGUGCAGCAUCAAAAUACGCACGACAUGUCUUUUGUUUCACAGACACAAACUACCGGAGAGUUUCGUACUCUGAAUGAAUUGAAUUAUAGAGCAAUUCGCAGUCCAGUGAGAUAUGAACUCAGACAAGAAUUCGAUCCUUCCGUUUUCGAGAUACGUUACGACCAUCCAAAAUCUAAUUUAUGCAAUUUAGGAUUUUCCAAUCCGAACUACAAGGCGCCUGCUAUGGAAGAAGACUAUGGAUUUAGCGAUUUCAAAAUAAAAAGAACGCCGAGCGUGACGGAAAAGAAAGUAACCAGCACUCGACGGCCAUCUACCGCAUCCAGCUAUGCGCGCAACGCAGGCGGCACUUCGUCGGUCACUGGAACUUUGUCCCGGUCGGUGGCACGUGUGAUUAAGAGGAGGAAACAUGUGGUGUUGCUCGGGCUCGACGGGUCGGGUAAAACUACUAUACUCAUGCGCCUUAAAUACGACGCUAAGCUCGACACUACUCCCACUGUCGGCUUCAACCACGAGAAGAUUCGCGCUGGAGGUUUCCGCUGGUCGGCUUGGGACGUCGGGGGAGGAGAGCGAGUGCGAUCACUGUGGGCGACGUACACUCGGGGCACGGACGGCGUGGUGUUCGUGGUGGACGCAUCCGCGAACGCGGACACCAUGGAGGAAGCUCGACUGGAGCUGGCGAGAAUAAUGAAGCUCGCCAAAGCGAUCGCCAUAGAAAUGGGUCGGACUCCACCACCGCUACUCGUCAUGGCAAACUUUCAGGACCGUAAACAGGCGCGUUCUGCACCAGCUAUCGCCAAAUGUUUGUCGCUGCCCGUGGAAGGGCAAGCACCUCCCAGUGGAGCCGUGCCCGUCUCCUGUUGGGCCGUUGCUUGCGUGUGCGCCGUCACGGGCGACGGGCUGGAUGAAGCUUUCGCUACCCUCAGGCAUCUCAUCGACAACGGAGCGACGCAACCUGCAAAACGCAAGAAAAUACCCGGAGAAUGGUGGCGCUAAGGAGCUUAGCGUGGUCAAUGUUGUGCUUUUGAUAUGUUGAAGACGGUCUUUUUGUACAACGUUUUAGGUCUGAAGCUGUAUAUGUUUCUUCGGUGGACGGAAGUGUCCAGUGAUAUAUGCAGCUCUACUCGCAACAAUUGUGGUUUUUCCUUGAUAAUAAUCAACCAGCAGGAAAGUUGAUAGGCAAUUGAAUUUAUUUGCUGAGUAUAGAAAUGAAUGGGUCAAGAGGAAGAAAUGAGGAGAAAAAUGGUGACCAUGAGUUGUAUAAAACUCUACACCCAUCAUAGGUACGGGUCAGUUAUUGAGGAAGCACAUGCUUCUGUGGACAUAAUAUUUCGGUAAACUUGAUAUUAUGCAGUCGUUAUCUGAUGAUGCGAGGUUCAUACUUCAAGUUAUCACGGGCUCUGCCUAUAAUCGCAGGACUCUAUUUAUAAAAUUGACUAUUCCAAUUGUAUUACUUCUCGCUGUUGUCUAGUGGAUGGAGCACGAGAACGCACAGAUUGUUCAGAGUACUACCUACAGGCUGCGUUCUGAAUGAUCUAAAUUAUUAACGAUUAUGAAGAAACGAUGAUCAGGCCGGGUCCUUGAUAAUUGAUGUUAUUCUCAGUUGUUAUAGCUAGUCCAAUGUGCGUCACGACACAAGAUAUUUUCAAAUUUAGUUCUGCGAAAAUCCACCUUGUCUCAAAAUUGUAUAUUAGUUAAACUAGCUUCACUUGUUAAUGUUUCAACUUGGUUUAAAUCGCAAUUAUAAUAUAACUGUUGAAUACUUUAGUAUUUAUACUCAAUGUGCAUUAAACCGAUAGAAUUAUAUUUAUGGUCGGGUCUCAGGCUCAGAUUACCAACAUAAUCCUGAUUAACUUUUGACGAGGAUAAAAUCUCAGCUAUUAUUGGUCGUUUUCCCAGAAAAGGAGCAAUGAGUAGCUAAUGAAUGAAUGAAUUUUUUUAAAUGUAGUCGCCCUUAAUACGCAAACUAAUUCAAAAUGAACCUAUGCAUAUGAACGCGCUAUUAAUUGAUAUUAAUGUAUGUUUAUGAGUAAAUCACAAUGUGUUACUUCAGAUAGCGUGUUAUCGAAUCAAUUGACGAGUGUAAUCCUUUAAAUAAAUUGACCAUAAUUACGUUGAGAAGUUUAUUUUAAUUAGAAUGAAAGUUGUAAAGAAAUAAAUAUAUAGUAUUUGUUCAAAUGAAACAUCUUUACAAUUUUACUGCGUGUCCUUCUAAGAAAACUUUCCACUGCAGCAGCUGAUGGACAAUUUUUCGGUAAUAUUUUCUAAGAACAAAGAUAUUCAAAGUAACAAAACAUGUAUGCUUGAAAGAGGCUUAAGCAUUAAAUAAUGACUCUUUUCUUU
This is a messenger RNA of Hyalella azteca, 3539 nucleotides long. RefSeq lists its product as uncharacterized. The transcript is spliced from 4 exons. NCBI's taxonomy places the organism in Eukaryota, Metazoa, Arthropoda, Malacostraca, Amphipoda, Hyalellidae. The coding region runs from base 810 to 2192 and encodes 460 amino acids. The record is from RefSeq and is a predicted model, not a curated record. Gene Ontology annotation, cellular component: cytoplasm. Gene Ontology annotation, molecular function: GTP binding; GTPase activity. Gene Ontology annotation, biological process: vesicle-mediated transport; intracellular protein transport.